GUCACGAUUGUCGACGGCGUCUGCUGUGACGUCGCGUCUUUCUGUAGCUCGCGCGCACACGAAGCCGAGAGACUGACGUAGGAAUUUGGCGGGACGAGAAAACGAACAGACAAGACUGGUACUCGCGAAGAAGGGGCUAUAGCCAUCGAUAAAGUAAUCUGUCUCUCUUCUUUCUCAUUUUUUUUUCAAUUUUUCCUGUUUCUUUCUUUCUUUUUUUUUUUUUUUUGCUUUCUUGUUUUAACAUCCGCGCGUGCAUCGUUUCCGUGGAUCUCGCCGGAGUGUUUGCUCGCCGUUCGACGCAGAUAGAAGAGCCAUCGCUUUUAUCUAUACGCGACGAAACAAGCGCGGGCAAGAUUAACAGGGGACCUGGCUAAUUUUAAUUUGCCCAACAAACAAGCCGCGCAAGUUGUCGCGCGAUAACGGCCGAGCAUCAUCGCCGUAACGUGUCGAACGUUCGCGUGUUCUCCAAUAUGGCGAGUGACGAGUCCAUCUGACGUAUAGCGACGGUUUCUCGACGUUUUGAGAAGUGUCGAGUGUCGCGAUCGACCAUAGAGAACGUAUGUACACGACUCGUCGUCUAUCGAGUGAAAAGGAUCAUAGAUAAACAGGUGCACAGUGUGAAAUUUCCCGACGACCGGAAUUUAUCGAAUCGGAACUAAACUGACCGAUUUAGUUCCAAUAAAUAUCUCGUGCUGCGACGAGUGAAGAUGACAUUCGCCGAAUUCGGCUUUCAUCCGUAUGAUCAAUGAAAUUCUCAAACGAACCAGAACUUUCAUCGGAAUUGAACUGACUGAUGUCCUCCAGUAAGAUGAUUUUCGUCGAAUUCGAUGUUCCGUUCCGGUCGUACAGAGAACAUGUUGGCAUUCGUGCAGUGAUGCGAACCGAUUCGCACGUCGUUGACGCGUGUCAUUAAGAAGAAUCAAGUGAUCGUGGAAGACUGGUUUGCAAAAAAGGCGGCAACGAUGUGGAGGGAACAGCAAGAGCAAGUGUACCUGCACCCUCAGCAGCAGCAACAGCAGCAACAGCAGCAGCAGGCGCUGCAUCCGGGGAUCAUGGCCGAGCAAACGCUCCAUCACCAUCAUCGAUCCACCACCAUGGAUUUGCCAGUUCCAAGGUACGUAGAAAAGGAACCAUAUAAUGUUGGAUUAAAUCUGACUCCCACUGCCGUCAUGCAAGUAUAAAACAAUCUACUAUCUGAAAAUUCAUAUAAUAGUUGCACUAGUAAUUACAUGUCCAACAAUUUUUCUAACUUGUUUGAUCAGAAAUAUGC
Molecule: messenger RNA, 1270 nt
Organism: Frieseomelitta varia
Lineage: Eukaryota; Metazoa; Arthropoda; Insecta; Hymenoptera; Apidae
Product: sex-determining region Y protein-like
Exons: 4
Coding region: 963-1181 (72 amino acids)
Source: RefSeq, a predicted model, not a curated record